AUGCCAUAUGAGAUCAGCUUUAAGCUAUCGGUCCUCGUGUACACACACUGGAACCAGCAGCGCAGCUGUCUUUUCCUCAUGAAUAAAACCAUCAAGGUGAAAAUAAUUGACGACGAGGAGUACGAGAAGAACAAAACCUUCUACAUAGAGAUUGGGGAGCCUCGCCUGGUGGAGAGCAAUGAUACCAAAGGUCAGGAAGAGGGAUUUAACCCUCAUCUAUUUCUGGCACAGUUUUCCCUCAAGUACCCUUCAGCAACAUCCAGAGAGCGGGUGCAAACUUGUGUCCACCCCCGGUCUGUUUGUGCAGAAGAAAAGCAGAAGGAAGAGGUGGAGGAAGAAGAGGCGCUGACAGGGAAAGAUGAAGAAGAGCGGCGCAUCGCAGAAAUGGGCCGCCCCAUGCUGGGAGAUCAUGUCAAACUGGAGGUCAUUAUUGAGGAAUCCUACGAGUUCAAGAACACAGUGGACAAGCUUAUAAAGAAAACCAACCUGGCUCUGUUGGUAGGAACCAACAGCUGGAGAGACCAGUUCAUAGAGGCCAUCACUGUAAGCGCAGGUGAAGAUGAUGACGAUGAGGAGUGCGGGGAGGAGAAGCUGCCGUCGUGUUUUGACUACGUCAUGCACUUUUUAACUGUCUUCUGGAAGGUUCUGUUUGCCUUCGUCCCACCUACUGAUUACUGGAGCGGCUGGGCCUGCUUCGUUGUCUCCAUCUGCAUGAUCGGACUGCUGACCGCAUUCAUUGGUGACCUUGCUUCUCACUUUGGCUGCACAGUGGGCCUGAAAGACUCUGUCACAGCAGUUGUGUUUGUUGCACUGGGAACCUCUGUGCCAGAUACUUUUGCCAGUAAAGUAGCUGCUAUCCAAGAUCAGUAUGCAGACGCAUCCAUUGGUAAUGUGACAGGCUCCAAUGCGGUGGCAUGGUCCAUUGCUGCCAUUUACCACCACAUCAAGGGUCAGGAGUUCAGGGUGGAUCCUGGCACGCUGGCUUUCUCCGUCACACUCUUCACCAUCUUUGCCUUCAUCUGUGUCGGCACUCUGAUGUACCGACGGCGGCCAGAGAUUGGUGGAGAGCUGGGCGGGCCUCGAACUGCGAAGGCCUUGACCACCAUGUUGUUCAUCAGCCUGUGGCUCCUCUACAUUCUUUUCUCCUCACUGGAGGCCUACUGCCACAUCCAGGGCUUUUAA
Molecule: messenger RNA, 1182 nt
Organism: Menidia menidia (Atlantic silverside)
Lineage: Eukaryota; Metazoa; Chordata; Actinopteri; Atheriniformes; Atherinopsidae
Source: the annotation of a GenBank genome assembly